This is a messenger RNA of Symbiodinium necroappetens, 1410 nucleotides long. The record is from the annotation of a GenBank genome assembly. Lineage: Eukaryota; Dinophyceae; Suessiales; Symbiodiniaceae.
AUGAGUCGCCUGGUGGCUCCGAAGUUGUUGAUACCGUCUUUGGGCCAAGGGGAACGCGGCGCUGGCUCGCCAGCUGAAUUCGAGUCUGCUCCUUCCGAGUCACGGCCAAGUUCCAACUUGGCUACUUCGCAAAACAGGCCUUUGCACCCACGGUGCGAUGGACACGCACCUCGCCCGAUCGCUUCGAUAGAGUCCUUCUCAUCAAGGUCAGAUUCCAAAGAUUCGUCUCUGCCCUUGCCAUUCUCGCAGCGUCCAGAUCCACUUCAUUCGGCCUGGAGUGCAGAGAGCGAAGUGGUGAGUCAAGCUGAUCCCAUAAGCCCAAGCAGCGCCCUAGGUGGGGCGAUCUCCACUUUUGGGGCUCCGGCAGAAUGGUGGCAUGAUUCCAUCAUCUUGGGCAGGCUUAGUGCUUUGGCUCUGCGAUACUUUGCUACAAAGGCGGUCAAGAAACCGUGGAAAGCCUGGCUACGAUACCUCGAUGCUGUCCGCCAUAAAGAAGAAAGCCGCUUGCGCAGCCAGCUGCAGCUUGCGCUGCGCUUGUGGAGACGGCGCACGGUGUGGCAUGGACGACGUCUGGCGCCGAAGCGCCCUCUGCUGCUUGCCUUGCAGAGGAUUGCACAGACACACUUAGCCCCGGUUUGGGGGCGGUUGCGUCAGGCUGUCUUUGCGCAACGAGACGUGGAGCGCAGGCUUCGAGUGCUGCACCUGAUUCGCCGGAAGAUGAUGGAAACCAUGGCCCAGGUACACUACUAUCAAUCGCUGUUGCGACUCGGGCUUGCGGCACUCUGGCUGGCAGUCAAAGUAAGGGACACAUCGUCCAGCUCCGUUGCAUCAGCUCCAGUAGCGGUAUGCUCGACCCGUCACACCCAUGUGCAGCAGGUUUUGAGCCGGGCUUGGCGCCGUUGGCGCUUCGCGACCCGGAUGUGGCUCUCAUCUGCUCAGUACCGGGAGCGAGAACUUGAGGCCUGGCUGACUGGAGAGUGCUCGACUCCUCGGUCCAUGAUCCUUGCUGAGGCCUUUGAGUCUCUACCUGUGGCCGAAACCGAAAGGCCGGUCUCAGCCACGGCCAUGUCGUCUCCUUCGCCAGACAUUGUCCGCCGGCACCCCUUCCUCGCAGAAGGAAGCAGUGGGCUUCAGGUGCAGGCUGAAGUAGAGCCUCUAUUGCUGCAGGACGACCAGGCAAUGGAUGCGGGCACCCUCGGACGACAGGCUUGGCUUCAAAGAUCCCGCAAGCUGAGUACUGCGCAGAGGUCAAGACAGCUUUCGCAGGUGUCAGGAAAGAGCUCCAAAGGCAAAGACUUGGACAAGCACCGGCGCCAUUCCAGCGAGGAUUCAGGCGCCGGUCUAGCCACUCCCAGCGUGCCAGACAACAGGCAACAGAGGACAUACUCCAACCAGUCAUCUGACGCCGAG